Styela clava is the source of this 4048-nucleotide messenger RNA. RefSeq lists its product as uncharacterized. Gene Ontology annotation, biological process: mRNA 3'-end processing. The record is from RefSeq and is a predicted model, not a curated record. Gene Ontology annotation, molecular function: RNA polymerase II complex binding. NCBI's taxonomy places the organism in Eukaryota, Metazoa, Chordata, Ascidiacea, Stolidobranchia, Styelidae.
AUAGCCACUUGGCGGAGACGUCGAGUGGGAACUUGUUUAGUUGCCGCUGCGUGUUUUGUAAUUUCUGCGGAACUAGCCGACAUCCUGGAUGUGAAUCUGUUUUCCGGAUUAUUUCUUACAACCUUGUGAAUAUUGCAUUCGCAUAUGAACAGAACAAUACAAUACUAAUGCAGUGUUAGCAAACAUCAUGUCUAAGAAACUGAGCAUCGAAUCGUUGACGAAAAAAUUGAAGAAUGUUGCAAACACACAAGACAGCAUUCCGAUGUUUUCAUUGUGGAUAAUUCACCAUAAAGUACAUUGUGAAUUGAUUGUAAACACAUGGCUGGAAAUAUUGAAAACAUCCAAUACGAAACACCGAUUAACUUUAUGGUAUCUUGCAAACGAUGUCAUACAAUCUUGUGGACGAAAGAAAGCUGAUGUUUUCAAAGACUAUUUUGCAAAUAUCUUGCCUGAAGCUAUUGCAUUUCUGAGAGACAAGACUAUAUUACCAGGAGUUGAAAGAGUUUUAAAUGUAUGGAGCAGUCGUAACAUUUACGACACUGAAAUUAUUGAUCAGCUUCAUGCUGCACUGCUAACAAACAGGCCUCCUGAUAAACUGAGACAAAAACUCUUAGCAGAGUAUAAGCCAUCUUUAUUAAUGGAUACAAUAUCUGCCUUCAAGAAGAGAGAAGACAUUGUUCUAUUUGAUGAAAAACAUUUAAAAAAUGUGCGAGUUGAUGCAUCAUGCUCAGAUGAUAUUCAUAAAUUAAAAGACAAAGUUGGUGGUGAAAUAUUUUCGAGAAAUUUUGAAGAAUCUGCUAUGAAUAUUGAACGAUUUAUGAGCGAGUAUGAACAAUAUGUCGAAGAAAGGAAAAAACUUGUCGACAGUUUAACACAAGGAGCUAUGUUUUAUAGAGCGCAAUACCAUGAAGCAAAAAUCGUUGUUAAUGCAUAUCAAAGUUUUGAUGCUCGCGUCAGUAAGAUGAAAAAAUUACUCGAUCAAGUAAAACUAAAAUUUUCUCCACAAACUCCUCCCCAAGAAUCACCAACGUAUAAUGAUGUUGCGGAUAUGGAUAUGUCGGAUUCUGAUCAAGAACUAGGAAACAAACCUUCUAAAAUAGUGUCUGUGGAUACCAACACAAUGAGACAAAAUCCAAUCAGGCCAACCACAAUAGCGGCAUCUGUUGUUGUCACGCCUAUUAUAAAACCAACAAUCAAACAGCCAAGUGGAACGCUUAUCAAGAGACCAGGUAUGAGAGGAGCGUCCACUUCAGUAUCUAUCUUCAAACAAGAAUUGCCAAUUCCAAAAUCAUCUAUCCAAUCCACUCCCACAAAAACCAACUUUCCUAUUUCCUUCAAUGGCUCAAUAAAAACUGGUUUCGAUUCUAAAAUCAGUACUCCAUCCGCCUCUCCCCCCUCCCCCGAAGGGUCACCAGAACUGAAUAUAUCGAGCCCCCCUCGCCAUCAGAGUCUCGAAUCAAGACUCGCUGACCUUUUUAGCGGGAACGCUAAAGUUAAUUUAUCUACUCGACUCGAGAAUACAGGGAGCGAAAGUGACACAGAUUCUAUAACUAACAUUUCAACAAAAAAAGAUUCUUCAUCGAAAACAGAAAAUGUCGAACAAUUUGCGUCCGGUGGUAACUUAGUGACGGAUAGUGAUGAUCGCCAAAUCACAUUGCCGCAAUCAAGCCAUGAUGACAUAAUAAGAACAAAUUCUCCAUCUAUCAUUACAUCACAAUCUUCCUGGCAAAACGACAAGUAUGUUUCCACGGCAACAACAAUCGAAGAUGAAUCAUGGCAAAAUACAAUACCCGUUAUCGGAGGAUCGGGAAAUCGCCUCACUGCUCCGUCGCAAAAUAGAAGUUUUAUGGGAAAUCUUCAUCUAGUGCUUGAUGGUAGCUCAACGCCUGUUCAGGAUGAACUUUUAUCUGAUGGGGAAAAUUUUCAAUCCGCGCUAAUGAAAACGUCACCUGUCCAAAAAGAAUCUUUAUUGCCACCUCCUUCAUUCAGUGGUGAUGCGUUGAAUUUUUUAACCCAGUUCAUGGGACAGAAAACUAACACAGUAUUGUCACAAGCAAACGAAAUAUCACAAAAUGAUUGGGAUUCUGCUACUGCUACUGCUACUACUACUACAGCUUCGCAGCCAACGCCAACAAAAAGCAAAAAUAUUUUACAAAACUUAGGAAUCGAUUGGAAUUCUAUUCAAAACAUAACAAGUACUGUGAAGUCACAAUCCAAUUCAUCCUGGCCACAAGAGAAAGCUUCGACAACAAACAGCAAUCAACAAAACCAGUCAACUUCUCAGCUUAGCGAUCGUGAUACUGAUUAUAGAACGUCAAAAUCAGGAAAGCGUCCAACAAACAUUGAUUUGAACGACAAUUUCACUGCGGAAAAAGAAGUUGAAUAUUUUACUGAAAGUUUGAAGGAAGUUGGCCGUGACAAUUUAUUAACUUUAACUCCUACUUCGGCUGCAGAGCCCGCAAAUCAGUUUAUGGAUAUAUUAAAGAAAAAAUCAUCUGAACAGACUCCAAGCUUUGCACCCAUGUCUGAUGAAGUCAUCGUUGAAGAAGAAGAAAUAAUAGUGGAGGAAGAGAAUAGCAAUAGUGGAAAACGAAACCAUGAACAACACAACGAACUCAACAACCAAAAUGAAGUUAAUUCUAAUAAUUUAGAUACUGUUCGGCCAAAUUUUAAUGAGUUACAUGGCCCACCAAUUGGGAACAACUUUCAACCUCAGAAAAGGCAUUUAGAGGAACCAAAAAUGCAGGAUGGUUACAAUUUUAAAUCCGGAUUGAGACCAUCAUUUCAGCCCCAUGUUCGGGCCCCUCAAAGACCCCCUUUUAGUUCUAAUGAUCAUAGGCCACCAUUCCGUGGGAACUUUCGCCCACGGGGUCCACAUACAGGCGAAAGAUUCCGUAUGAGACCCCCAGUCCGAAGGCCUUCUGGGUCAUGGAAUAAAAAUCAUGAUGUUGACUUUCGACCCCGCCCCAGGCAACCCCACCCAGCUGUGCUUGAGGAAGAAUAUUAUGAUAUGUUAUAUGAUGAAUUAAAACCCAAAUUUCGUCGCGGAGAAAACAUGCCUGGCCGAUUUUUGAAUAGAAUGCCCCAUCGUUAGUAUCUGUUGUUUUUAUUUCUAAUAUUACCAUAUAAGGUAAUUUUGCGAUGUUCACUUUUUCAGUCAUCCUGAAAUUUGCUUUUUUGUGUCCCAAGAAUCUUAAUUCACGUCAUGUAAUUUAUAGGAGUCAAUUCCUCUGACAAUAUUCUCUUUAUAAAAUCUAUGAAGUCACUGUUUGGUCACAUAUAUAUUCAAUGUUAACAAAUAUUUUGCUCAGUCGGUGCUAUUUUGAAAAUUUAUAAUCAUUUUUCUCCAGUCAAGAUGCACUAAAAGAGUAUUCAGAAAGCGUUUAUAUGAAUUUGGAAUAGGUUAUUUUUUCGAAAUGAAGAAUGUAUUGCUUUAAUGAUUUAACGAAGUAAUGGGAUAGGAGAUGGUACAAUCCAGACCCUUCUGAAAAAUCAAGGUUUAUAUUGUACCAAGUAUUUUGAAACUACAAAAAGUUUUCAAGUCUUUCUUUUUUUCGUUCUUUCACAGAGAAAUUGACAUUUUACACAGCGAUUUCAUGGUGUGCGUGAAACAUGCACUUUAUUGUUCAAAGCAUUCAUUUAUUUCUGAAAAAAAAUUCUAUGAUGUACAAAUGAUUUCACAUGCAACACGUUGUUGAAUCUUUCAAUGCUAAUAAUAUUGUCCGCGAGCACUUGAUUCAUUAUAAUGUUGGUCUGAUUACAGGAAGAGUAAUACAACAGCUGCAUUGGCUUAGUCGUUGGCUCAUGCUUCCUGUUUAUGGUGUCUCAAAAGAAUCCAUUUUCAAUUCUGGAUUUGGUUGGAAAAUUAGAGUUUGAAAAAUGUUUUAUUUGAAAUUAAUAUUUCGUUGGAAUUGUGCUUGUCUGCAAGUUGCAUAUUUCUUUUAUACUCGCAUUGUUCAGAUACUAAUCUGUUAAUGUGAUACUUUGAUUGUUUUGUUCGAUUUUAACUCAAUCUGACAACGUUUGAGAAUCAGUUGCUUUUAAUUUU